UUUAUGAAGUUUAAAACUCCCCCGUUUUAUAGCCGAAUGAAUAGUAUACUUUGAAAACUAUGGUUAUCAGAGAGAGUGGACUCAACAACAACCCUAUUGUUCUCAAUUUCAGUGAAACUAAGUCGAAACAUAGUCCAACAACAAACAACAUGGAUUCUUCGUCACUCACCAACACUCCUUUCCAAGUCAACCUUAGUCCCUCCUCAGAAAAUCAUCAAGCAGUAACCGAGUUUGAUUUCUUUAAGGAUUACAACAACAAUGAUCAUACUAAGGUUGUUGUCUCUCCAUCUGCUUAUGCCGAUGCUGCUGCCUCUGUCUUUGACAUUGAUCGUACCAACGUGCCAUCUUUUCUGGAUUUCAAACUAUGCCUUGGCACUGGUCUCGAUCUCAGUCUCAAAGCUGUUGCUACCAAUGAUGCUGCUGGUGAUCAAGAUGAGGAUAACCUGUCAUCUAAAUCCGAUGACGAAAACACUAAGAAUGAGAUGGCUGUUCUUCGAGGCAAGCUUGCUCGAAUGAAAAAGGAGAAUGGUCGAUUGAGUUUGAUGGUUGAACAGCUUCAAACAGAUUAUGAUAUGCUGCAGAUGAAUUUUGAGAAAGUGAUGCAAGGCGAGAAGGCUGAGGAAGUCGAAGAACAAGAAGGGUUUGAUGGAAAAAUUGAAAAGAAAAGGAAACUUGAGGAUGGUGAAGCAUCGGUUCCGAGAGAUCUUUUGAAGCUUGAAUUGGCUAUUAAUGCUGAUGUUGAGAUCGAUCCUGAGCCCUCUUCUUCAAGAACAUUGAGUUCUGAUCGAUUGGAAUCCCCACCGGAGAAGAACAUUGAAGUUUCUUCGACGGAGUUAGUCCUGAGUAAGAAUGGGAACGCGAGUGACGAAGAAAAGGAGGAGGAUGGUAAAGAGAUUGAAAGAGAGGAUAGUCCAAUUCCUCAUGCUGAGAGAAUUCAAAGGAUGAGUCCUCCGAACUAUGCCCCAAAUUUUGUUGAUGCUGAUGCUACCUCGAGGAGAGCAAGAGUUUCUGUUAGAACAAGAUCAGAGGGAAACACGGUUUCUGAUGGAUGUCAAUGGAGAAAGUAUGGCCAGAAAAUGGCAAAAGGUAACCCGAGUCCUCGUUCUUAUUAUAGGUGCACUAUGGCUGCUGGUUGUCCGGUUAGAAAACAGGUACAAAAAAGUGCUGAAGACAAAACCGUGGUAGUUACAACCUAUGAAGGAUACCAUAACCAUACUUUACCUGCAGCAGCCAGGGAAAUGGCGCACACAAUUGCAGCAGCUGCAAGAAUGCUUCUUUCCGGAUCAACCUCAAGCAACGACGCAACAAUGAAUGCGGGUCUCCUCCGAAGAGCAACUCUCCUUGGUUCUUCGAGCCUCGCAACUAUCUCAGCUUCUGCUCCGUUUCCAACCAUAACGCUCGACUUUACUCAACCUCCGAAUCCUCAACAACUCCAACUGCUUCGAAACCAGUUACAAGUUCCUUUGCCUCAGAUGCUGAAUCAGGUACCUUAUAACCAAUCAACAUUUUCUGGCCUACAAUUGUCGCAACAAAAUGUUGCUGGCACAGUUUCUGCUGCCAUUGCUGCUGAUCCAAAUUUCACUGCAGCUUUAGCAGCGGCUCUUUCUUCCAUGGUCGGUGCUGCGCAACCGAGCGACAACAACGCUACAAAUAACGAUGGCGGCACAGCAAGCAACAGCAAUGGCAAUGUCACAAGUAGCAGCAUUAAUAAUAAUAAUAAUGAUGGGAAGGAAUGAAAUCUGAGGUUUAUUUUUUCUUGUUUUGGGCUCAAGGUUUUGAUGCACUUUACUUGCUUCAUUUAUUUUCCAUUUGAGAUUCAGGAAAGUACUUAUAUUUUACCUAGAUUUCAUUUUCUUUGGGAUGGAUAUUUAAUGUUAGUCGUUAUAUGAUCUUUCUGUUGUAUACCUAGAUUAUCUCCCAUAUCUUUUGUCUUGCGUAUUUUGAUUAUGGGAUGUUUUUUCCUCAAAUAAUAUAACUGCUAAAGUUUUAUGA
Lathyrus oleraceus (garden pea) is the source of this 1992-nucleotide messenger RNA. RefSeq names its product probable WRKY transcription factor 31. Bases 60 to 1736 code for a protein of 558 amino acids. Gene Ontology annotation, biological process: regulation of DNA-templated transcription. The transcript has 5 exons. The record is from RefSeq and is a predicted model, not a curated record. Gene Ontology annotation, molecular function: sequence-specific DNA binding; DNA-binding transcription factor activity. Lineage: Eukaryota; Viridiplantae; Streptophyta; Magnoliopsida; Fabales; Fabaceae.